Messenger RNA from Meloidogyne enterolobii, 495 nucleotides. Lineage: Eukaryota; Metazoa; Nematoda; Chromadorea; Rhabditida; Meloidogynidae. The record is from the annotation of a GenBank genome assembly.
AUGGGGCCUAAUGGAUUGAAUGAUUUUGUGAAUACUAAAUAUAAAAUUUAUGCAAUUGUAGAGGAUAAUACAAAUGUUGAUAUAGCCAAGUCUACACACAAAUUUGAGAAUCAAGAAAAGAUGGGAUACUCCAAAGUUUCUUUGAAAAAAUUACUUAAAGAUAAUGGGGCUUUGGUUUUGUGUUGUGAAGUGGAAAUUGAUUAUUAUAAUCCUAUUGAUGAUUUACAAAUUAAUGUUUAUCGAAAAAUGUUUGAACAGGAAAUGUUUACUGAUUGUGUUAUUAAAAUUGGGGAUCAAAUAAUUAAUACUCAUCGUUGUAUUUUGGCUCAAAAUAGUGAAGUAUUUUAUAAUAUGUUUAAACAAAAUGGAAUGAUUGAAUCUUUAAAUGUUAGGGCUUUGUUAUUUUUAAGAGAAGUUUUUAUUGCUGACACUUCCCCCGAAUGUUUUCGUGCAAUGCUGGAAUUUUUUUUUCAGGGAAUAUUAAUAAAAGUUUAA